Molecule: messenger RNA, 1211 nt
Organism: Camelina sativa (false flax)
Lineage: Eukaryota; Viridiplantae; Streptophyta; Magnoliopsida; Brassicales; Brassicaceae
Molecular function (GO): protein dimerization activity
Source: RefSeq, a predicted model, not a curated record
UUCUCGACAUUGGAAGCCGAGAUACUAAAAACCUUUAUCAACUUUCUGACCUAAGUAAGCUCAAUUAUCUCCAGAAUUUGUUCGUGCUCAAACUGAUACCUAUUUGUCAAGCAACACCCAUCUUUCUGUUCAUGGAUCUAGAAAAUGGUUGAUGUACAACUAAAACGUAAUUCUGAUGAUGUGGGAUGGGAAUAUGGAGAGAUGUUAGAAGCUAAAAAGUUGAUCAAAGAAGCUUCUAAUCAUCUUGAAAAGAAUUAUCAGCCUAUUUUUCAGAUUAUGGAUGAGAAAAUGAAAGGUAGAUUGGAUUCUCCUUUGCAUCUUGCUGCUUACUUCUUAAAUCCAUUCUACUUCUACAGAGAUUCUGAUAUCCAGAAUGAUUUGGAGAUCAACUUAGGAUUUAUUGCUUGUGUUGAAACUUUUUAUCAUGGUGACUUUGAGAAGCAAAAUAUAAUCGUCAAUUAUGAGAUUAAUCUCUAUAAAAGGAAAAUUGGCUCUUUUGGAAAAGACUUAUCAGUAAGAGGAUGUCAACGGAAUGAUGAAAAAUUUGAUCCAGGGAAUUGGUGGGCAACUUAUGGAUGUCAUGUACCUACGUUACAAAAGCUAGCAACUAGAGUGCUUGCUUUGACCUCUAGCUCUUCUGGUUGUGAAAGAAAUUGGAGUAGCUUUGAAGCGAUCCACACUAAAAAAAGGAACAAAUUAAUGGUCAAUCGUCUAAACAGCCUAGUUUAUGUCCAGUUUAAUGCAAGACUUUUUAACAAGCACAAAAAAAUCAAGGAGAAAUUGGUGGAUGUGAUCAUAGAUGAUGGUAAUGAAGAAAUUGUGGAAGAUUGGAUUGUGGAGCAACAUCAUGAAGACCAAAGUACGAGUGUUGGUAUUGUGCCUAAUACCCAAUAUUCAAAGGUAAGAGAGCUUUAUGAUGAUGAUUUUGAAUUUGAAGAAGAAGAUGAAGUAAUGGUUGACAUGGAAUUUUGAACCGAAUGUAUUCCAUGAAACUCCCGAGUUUCAUGACACACCAAUGGGUUACUAAGGUAAUCAAGAAGUCUUAACUAAACUAGAAGUCUAACACAUGCUAAUUUCUUGAUCAUUGAAGAAAGUAAACAAAGGCGAAGUAGUCUUAAUUUUUUUUUGUGACUUUUCGAUAUAUGUGUCUCUCAAGAUCAAUACCAUAUUAAUAUUUGUAUAUCAUGUGAUUGGUAACUUAUUUUGUUUUU